AUGAAAAAUAUUUUCCCUGAUGAUAUUAACGAAGGAAAAUUAUCGAUUACACAGAAAUUACAUCAUGUUCAUAAAUACAUAUGGAAAAAUAAUUUCUCUUCACCGAUCGAAUUAGGGGCUCACAAUAACAAAAGAGUUUUGGAUAUAGGAUGUGGUGACGGUGCCUGGAUAAUUGAAUUGGCCACCGAGAACCAAUGGAAUUACUUUACUGGCAUUGAUACUAGACUUGUAUUUCCCAAAUCUAUUAAACAAUUUAAUGCAACAUUUUUACAAGCAGAUAUUUCAGAUAAUUUAAGAUUUGAGUCGGAUACAUUUGAUUUGGUUUAUGUUAGAGAUGUUAAUUUCAUUAUAAAUAAAAAUGAUGAUGACGAAAAAAGUUGGGAGGAAAAGGUUUUAAAAGAAAUGAUCAGAGUUUGUAAACCAAAUGGAUGGAUAGAAGCAAUGUUUUAUGAAAAUAAAUUUUAUCGAGAAGGUCCAGUGGGCAAAAGAUUACGAGAAGCAUUUGAUAGAUAUCUUGAUUCUAAAAAAAUGAAUUCAAUAUUUUACACAAAAUUUGAAGAAUUAUUUUAUAAAACUGAUGAAUUAAUAAAUUUCAAAAAAGAAUACAAAGAAUAUAAAUUAGGAUAUUCAACAAAUAGGAAAUCCAAUGAUAUCAUUAAUAAAUCUUACAGAAAAAUUAGUGAUAUAUUAAUUGAAUAUAUUGUUGAAAUGUGGAAAACUCCUAGGAUCUCAAUAUCUGAAAGCAUGGGUUGUACGGUGGAAGAGUACGAUGAUUUGAUCGGAUUAUUUAAGAAAGAAGUUAAGCAGAAAAAUACCUAUAUAAGAUACAUUAGAAUCUACGCUCAAAAGAAAGAAUAA
Messenger RNA from Entrophospora sp. SA101, 858 nucleotides. Lineage: Eukaryota; Fungi; Glomeromycota; Glomeromycetes; Entrophosporales; Entrophosporaceae. The record is from the annotation of a GenBank genome assembly.